This is a messenger RNA of Magallana angulata, 1499 nucleotides long. RefSeq names its product neuronal acetylcholine receptor subunit alpha-7-like. The record is from RefSeq and is a predicted model, not a curated record. Gene Ontology annotation, molecular function: extracellular ligand-gated monoatomic ion channel activity; transmembrane signaling receptor activity; neurotransmitter receptor activity. Gene Ontology annotation, cellular component: membrane; neuron projection; synapse. Bases 14 to 1228 code for a protein of 404 amino acids. Lineage: Eukaryota; Metazoa; Mollusca; Bivalvia; Ostreida; Ostreidae. Gene Ontology annotation, biological process: chemical synaptic transmission; nervous system process; monoatomic ion transmembrane transport. The transcript has a single exon.
GCAACAUUCGAAAAUGAGUUACCAAAUAAUAAAUUUGAAUUUGACGGGUGUGAUUUUCUUUUCUAGUCUUGUUCUUGUUCAAAUAGCCGUGUGCCAGGGGAAAUAUAAAGCGGAGACAGAAACUAUCCUGUUAGACACGCUGUUUACAAACUACACCAGAUACAGGAAACCUGUUGAGUUGUAUUCCAAAACAAUCCCAGUUGGAAUUAAUUUAUAUAUUCUGUCCCUCAACGAGGUGGAUGUGAAAUCGCAAACAUUACACCUUGCAUCUUGGUUAGAAGUCACGUGGACUGACGAAUAUCUUACAUGGAAUACGAGUGAAUUCUCUAACAUCCAGUAUCUCCGAUUACCUGCGGUCAAAGUUUGGGUUCCAGUCGUCUGUAAUCUGCAAGAAAUCUCUGGCAAAAAAUGUGUGACCUACGGUUCAGUUACAAAUUCUGGUAGUGAGGUGGGUGUUGAAAACACUGGUCGUGUUUUUCUCUCAGAAACUAUUGAAAGUAUUAUUAUUUGUUCAUUUAACGUUCAAAAUUUUCCCUUUGAUACACAGACUUGUAGUUUUGAGUUCUUCUCCCCCAACUAUUUUCUACAAAACAUACAUUUGGUCCAAAACCAGUCCAGCUUUCAAUCAGGAUACUAUAUACCAAAUGAGGAAUGGGAUUUAGUUUCAACAACCGUGAAAGAGGUCGGUUAUUACACUCUUGAAAUGACAAUAACCCUAAGAAGGAUACCUUUAUUUCCAACUUUGUCUUUGAUAUUUCCGAUCAUUGCCUUGUCAAUCAUGAACACUUUUUGCUCUCUAUUGCCUAUUGAAUCUGGAGAAAAAAUGGGAAUGUCUAUGGCCAUAUUUUUAACUUUCGCCGUGUUCGGAAGCAUGAUUAGUGACUCGAUGCCAAAAAACUCGGUACAUAUCUCCUGGUUUAGCGUGUACGUUACAACUCAGAUUAUUCUUAAUGGUUUCAGUGUUAUCAUGGUGACGGUUGUCUUGCACAUUUAUUACAAGGAUGUCGUUUCAUCACGUACAUUAGAUUUAGUAGAAGACAAUUCUGGCCAAAGUGGUACUUUGCAUGAAAUGUUUGCGAAAAGAAGCUCAGUUCAGAGUGAUAUUCAGAACAAAAAACAAGAAAAAAAGAUGUGUCAGGCAAAAAGACUUGACAGAUGUAUGAUGAUAUUCACUAUUUGUACCAACGUAGUCUCCUUCUGUGUAUAUGCAUCACUUAUUUUGAGUUAGGUUUAACAGUAGUUUUCAGUGUUUUAGCCUUAUAGGAUGGUGUUUUAGAAUGAAUUUGUCUUCGUGUGCAUACCAAUUUUUUUUUUGGAAUAUAUCAAUUACCGUAUACAGAGAAAUAUUCGCCACUGUUUUAUUUUUGGCCUUUUUGUCCUCAUUGUCAGCGGGAGAAUGUCUCAAAUUCACGAAAAAAAAAACCCAACUGUUUUUAAGUGUACAAAGAGCGAAAUUUACACUGGACGAAAAUAAUCCUGCAUACAGUAUUCCUUAAGUA